Molecule: messenger RNA, 690 nt
Organism: Astrephomene gubernaculifera
Lineage: Eukaryota; Viridiplantae; Chlorophyta; Chlorophyceae; Chlamydomonadales; Astrephomenaceae
Source: the annotation of a GenBank genome assembly
UGCGGCCGACGACCCGUUAUCUUGGAUUUACAUAUCGUUGUAAUGCAAUUUAGAAUUACACGUUAGCCUCGCGGUAACUGGCAGGCCGUCGUGCGGCCAGAAUUGCGGUCAACUACUUAGGCGACAUGCAGCCUCGUUCUUGCGUACUUAAUAAGCUUCAACAAAAUUACAAUCGAUUCUACCGUCACCAUGGGCGUCGGAGUUUAGGCAGGCGUCAGCUUGCAGUUCAUGCCAAGCUGCGCGACUUUCAGCGAGAGCUGGUUGUCGGCAUCGAUCUUGGCACCACCAACUCCGCGGUAGCAUAUAUUGAAAACGGCAGACCCAAAUGCAUCCCAAAUGCGGACGGCGAGACCAUCACGCCCUCUGUCGUCAGCGUACUCGAAGACGGUGAAGUGGUGGUGGGCCGUGCCGCCCAGCGCCUCGCCGUCUCCCACCCGCACACCACCUACUACAGCGUGAAGCGCCUCAUAGGCCGGCCAUACGACGACCCUGCCGUACAGGAGGAAGCUGCCAGACUGCCGUACAAGGUGUGUCGCGACGAGGAGGGCGGUGUGGUGCUGGAGUGCCCGCACGUGGAGCCGGGCUACCUGUACCCGGAGGAGGUGAGUGCGCAGGUGCUGUCGCAGCUGCUGGCGGAUGCGGCAGCCCACGUGGCAGCAGCGGGGCCGGCGGGGGGCAGCAGCAGCGGGG